This is a messenger RNA of Equus quagga, 1799 nucleotides long. RefSeq names its product brain abundant membrane attached signal protein 1 (gene BASP1). Bases 217 to 918 code for a protein of 233 amino acids. NCBI's taxonomy places the organism in Eukaryota, Metazoa, Chordata, Mammalia, Perissodactyla, Equidae. Gene Ontology annotation, biological process: negative regulation of DNA-templated transcription. Gene Ontology annotation, cellular component: nucleus; cytoplasm. Gene Ontology annotation, molecular function: transcription corepressor activity; transcription cis-regulatory region binding. The transcript is spliced from 2 exons. The record is from RefSeq and is a predicted model, not a curated record.
AGGCUGCAGCGGCGGCGGCGGCGGCAGUAGCGGCAGCGGCGACGGCGGCGGCGGCAGCGCUCCAACUCGCUCCUCGCUCCGGGCUCCGCCGUCGAGCCGGGGAGAGAGCCUCCGCCAGCGGCCAGGCACCGGGCCGGACGACGCCAGCGAUCCGGGCCACUCGGCGGCACUGCGUUCACCCAGGGGCGGCACAGGCACCCAGAGCCGAACUCCAAGAUGGGAGGCAAGCUGAGCAAGAAGAAGAAGGGGUACAAUGUGAAUGAUGAGAAGGCCAAGGACAAAGACAAGAAGGCCGAAGGAGCAGGGACAGAAGAGGAGGGAACCCCGAAGGAGAAUGAGACCCAGGCGGCUGCGGAGACCACAGAGGUGAAGGAGGGCAAGGAGGAGAAGCCGGAGAAGGAUGCUCAAGAUGCUGCCAACAAGCCUGAAGACAAGGAAGGCGAGAAAGACGCAGACGCAGCCAAGGAAGAUGCCCCGAAGGCAGAGCCGGAGCAGACGGAGGGAGCGGCCGAGGGGAAGCCAGAACCCCCGAAGGAUGCAAAGGAUGGGGAGCAGGAGCAGGCGGCUGCCUCGGGUCCUGCAGCGGGUGGCGAUGCCCCCAAGGCAUCGGAGGCCGAGGCCCCUGCGGAGCCGGCCCCCACCAAGGUGGAUGACAAGAGCAAGGAGGGAGGGGAACCCACAAAGACUGAGGCUCCCGCAGCUCCUGCCGCGCAGGAAACGAAAAGUGACGGGGCCCCGGCUUCAGACUCAAAACCCAGCAGCACUGAGGCUGCCGCAUCCUCCAAGGAGACCCCAGCAGCGACGGAAGCACCCAGUUCCACGCCCAAGGCCCAGGCCCCCGCAGCCCCCGCAGACGAAGUUAAACCUGCCGAGGCCCCGGCAGCUAAUUCGGAUCAAACCGUAGCAGUCAAAGAGUAACAAGGACAGCCUAUGGAAAAAAGAAUAGCGCUUAAAAACAACCUGUCUCUCUCUGUCUCUCUCUCUCUCUGUCUCUCUCUCUCCUACACUAACUUGUUUCAAAUUGGAAGUAAUGAUAUGUAUGGCCCAAGAGAAAAAAAAAGGAUGUUGUCCCAUCAAGGGAGGGAGGGGGUGGGGAGAAUCCAAAUAGUAUUUUUGUGGGGAAAUAUCUAAUAUACCUUCAACUUUACCAAUCGGUCCUGGAUUUUAAAGAUCAAUGUCUGAAAGUGGAGUACAUCUUUUGUACCCGAACUGCUGUUACAUGCACUCCGCCGCUAAGAUCUGAAUAUCUUGUCUUCUGCAAGGGGAGUUGGGAGUGAUGGUUUGAUUCUGCCCACGGGGCCUGUGCCAAGGCAAUCAGAUCUUUAUGAAAGCAGUAUUUUCUGUGUUUUCUUUUUAAUUUACAGCCUUUCUUAUUUUGAUAUUUUUUUAAUGUUGUGGAUGAAUGCCGACUUUCAGACAGCCCACUUAGCCUAUCCACAUGUAUCUCGAUGCCAAUACUCCAUUCUUCCUCCCCAGGUAUUUUUGGGAGUAACAAACAUUCUCUCAUCCUACUUAGCCUCCCUAGAUUUCUCAUGACGAGUUAAUGCAUGUCCGUGGUUGGGUGCACCUGUAGUUCUGUUUAUUGGUCAGUGGAAAUGAAAAAAAAAAAAAAAAAGUCUGCGUUCAUUGCAGUUCCAGUUUCUCUUCCAUUCUGUGUCACAGACACCAACACACCACUCAUUGGAAAAUGGAAAAAAAAUAAAAAUAAAAAAACAAAAAAAAUGUACAAUGGAUGCAUUGAAAUUAUAUGUAAUUGUAUAAAUGGUGCAACAGUAAUAAAGUUAAACAAUUAAAAAGAA